Messenger RNA from Oryzias latipes (Japanese medaka), 2662 nucleotides. It is a transcript of the gene tex264a, whose product is annotated as testis expressed 264, ER-phagy receptor a. Gene Ontology annotation, biological process: reticulophagy; protein-DNA covalent cross-linking repair. The record is from RefSeq and is a predicted model, not a curated record. Lineage: Eukaryota; Metazoa; Chordata; Actinopteri; Beloniformes; Adrianichthyidae. Gene Ontology annotation, cellular component: replication fork; autophagosome membrane; endoplasmic reticulum membrane.
AUGAACCACACAGCUUUGGUUUUAAGGAGACAUUUUCAUUUCACAACAUUAGCUGUUUUUCCCACAAGAUCUUUACGGUACAAAUGUUUUACAAACCUCGAAAAAUAGCAGUUAAAAGUAAGAAGUAGUCAUUUUUUAUCUUUAAAUCCCCUAAAGAGGUCUAAAAUUGCUUCAAUUCGUUCUAAAGUGAAAACAAACGAUCCUUUUAAUGCUGACUUUUUUGUUACCGCACACAGUAUUAACCUGGGCAUCCCAACACAUCACAACACAAUCUGCAUUUAAAACAAGACUUGAAACGAAAAUCAGUGAAAGAUCAUAAAAAAGUGUUUUCCUCUUAAACCUGGGCUAAACCACAUUUAAGAAAAACGGGGGUGCAGCCAAUAUUCGCGCGCAAGCUCUUGAUUUAAGCAGAUAUUUGUCAGUGUUUAAAUACGUGUUUUUUAUUUUUGCUGUUAUAAGAGAAACGUGUGAUAAUUUGAUGGCGUUGUGUUGAAAUCUACAGCAGUUAUGUAAAAAGCUCGUCCGCGCCUCCCCUUCCUGCCGGAGAAGAAUGGUCUAUUCAGGAAGCUUGUUUCGCUGUUUGUGAAAAAAAAAAAACCGUAAACAAACGAGCUUUCUACUUCCACUGAAGCGCCUGCUGUCACCUUCCUUUAGAAAUAUCUGUAGCUGUAGACAAAAGAAAAAAUUAACAAAAAAAGAAGACUAUUAGAAUCUUCGGUUAUAGUGACGCCUCGGUGUUGCUUGUUGUUGGAGUAGACUUAGUUGCGUCCGGCGGAGGACGGUUUGACUGCAGCCACUCCAUCUGCUGCAGCGCCCUCUUCACUAAUACACCAUGUCUGAUUUCAUCCUGCUGCUGCUGAUCUUCGUCCUCCUGCUGUGUCUGCUCGUGACAGUCGGGGGGCUGCUGGUGUACUCGGGGCUGCUGUCAGACGUGGUGGUGAAGACGGGGCCCCCUCCUGUCCCCAGUGUCACCAUCGCCUACAAGUUCAAGCGGGGCUCCUACAAGGACAGUGGUGCGGGCUACACGGAGAGCUGCAGCAUCGGCCCAAAGCUGAAGUCCAUCGGGAUUUUUUACGAUGAUCCUAAGGAGAGGCCACCAGAGAAAUGCCGCUAUGUGGUGGGCAGCAUUCUUUGCGAGGGUGACGAGAAGCCAGAUGAAGAACUGGUGAAGCUCUAUGAAAAGUUUGGCUUCACCGUGUUUUCGCUGCCGGAAGUUAACCACGCUGUGACGACCAGCUUCCCCUGCACCACUCAUCUGUCCCACGUCUUGGGUCCCUACAGGGUCUACUCAAGACUUAGUUCCUACAUUGAGGAGAGAAAACUUUGUGCCUUCCCAACCGUUGAAAUCUACACCUCGGAUGCCAUCCAUUAUAUGGUCCCGCUGUCCCGCCAGACGCACUUCUAUGUGCCAGAAAUCAAAGAGGAGUUUAAAACAGAUGUGAAAGAAGAGGACUCGGAUGAGGAUAGAGGAACCGAUAUAACAGGUGCAGAUUCCCACAGUGAUGUGAGCUCGGUGAGUGGCGGCGUGCCAUGGGACAGCAGAGAGACGUCCCUGGCAGCGUCCACGGCUGCCUCGCUGGCCUCCUCUCUGCCCCUGAGGGAUGUAAUGGAUGCAAACGAAGACACUAAAAACAGAGACCUCAGCAACAGAGACUCAGACGAGUCUAUGGGCAGCGGCUCAUCCUUUGAAGAGCUUGACAUGGAACAGGACGGGGGGGUAGAGAAGGAAAGCAGGCAGGAGGAGGAGGAGGAGGAGGAGGGGAUCCCUGAGGGUGAAGGUGGAAAUAAAGAAGAAGAAGAAGAGGAAGAGGAAAUGGUGGCCAACAAAGAGGAACCCUUGGGACAGGGUGAGGAGUAGGACAGAUGCUGAAGAGAUGGGGGAUGCAAGUGUGCAACAAUGGCGUUCCAGAGAGUUUUUCCACUGUGCUGUGGUUGGUUAUCAGUCCGUCAGUCAUACAAACCAUUCAUGCCAUGACAUCCGAGUCAUAUUUCCACACCUUCUUAAUUGUAGUUUUAAGCCUUCACGUUUUCUUUAAUCACAAUCUCUGCUUUUAGAAAUAAUCCACAGGUAAACCUUUCAGGGUAAAGCAGCAAUAGGUUAAUUAGAGCACAAUUUGCCUUUAAUUGGAGGAAAGAUGCAUCUAACUGACAGGGACACCUUGUUCCCUGAAACCAACCAGCAAUAUUUGUUUAUUUUGACAAUUUGGAAUUUUUCUCCAGGGUCUUGCUCUGAAAAAAAAUCCGCCUGUGUGUGUGAGCUCUGCCCGAAAUAAGUGUAUUGAUCUGUUGUAGAAAAAAAAAAAAGAAAAAUGUGCAGGAGCUGCCGCUGUUGUAAAGAUUGGAUGGACCUGCAUCUUUGAGUUUUUGAAAUGUGAAACAGCUCAACAUCACCUCCACCUGAACUAUGGCUUUUUAUGAAACACAAACAUUUUCCUAUGAAGACUGCACUCUGUGCUCAGAUGAUUGCUUUUUCAUGUCAUAUUUUCUUUCCUUUAGUUUGUUACUCUUUACUUAUUUCUCCUGUUAAGACCAAUAUUCACUUGAUGGACUUCUGUGGACAAUUUGUGACCUAUUUGUGGGCUGACAUGAUUGAUAUUGGACAUGUAGAAACAUAUAGUACAUUGUUUGUGUCUCUGUGUGGAAUAAAAUUUGCAAAUGGGAA